This is a messenger RNA of Cynocephalus volans (Philippine flying lemur), 894 nucleotides long. It is a transcript of the gene C2H8orf74, whose product is annotated as chromosome 2 C8orf74 homolog. The transcript is spliced from 4 exons. The coding region runs from base 1 to 894 and encodes 297 amino acids. The record is from RefSeq and is a predicted model, not a curated record. NCBI's taxonomy places the organism in Eukaryota, Metazoa, Chordata, Mammalia, Dermoptera, Cynocephalidae.
AUGGCACUCCUAACACCUCAGGGAGUAAAAGAAGUCUUCCAAUGUCAGAAGCCAGAAGGCCGGGAGCGUCUGCGGAAACUUCUGAGCUGGGAAGAGUUUGAUGAACUGAGAGACGCCCGCAGAAGCAUCCUGCUGGACACCCUCUACGACAGCGUCAUCUUUGCGGUGGGCAAAGGCUUCCCGUGGGUGGAGGUGGUCCAGGUGGUCAAGUUCACGGAAGAGCUGCUCAAGGAAACCAAAGGCUGCAGCAUCACUGAGGCUGUGACAAUCCUGGGGAACAAGCUCAGAGACUACCAGAGGCAGCUCAACACCACCCACCUGCUGGCCCUCUGCGACUACUUCCACAACACCUUCGUCCGCCACUACAAACUCUACCAGUAUGUUCUGAGCCAGGACCAGGACAUUACCCUAACCGUCACCCAGCUGGAGGUGUGCACGCCACCCCAGCCCCUGCCGCUGGCCAAGGGCAUGGACAGGGAUGUCUGGAGGCACGAGCAGCAGGUGGCUGAGCUCGGGAUGGCCGAGGUGCAGAAGCAUGCCAACGUGCUGCUGCUGAAGGAGGCGCUGUGCCUACAGCAGGAGCGCACGCUAUGGAAGGCGUUCGAGGACGUGCCCGCACAGCCCCACCAGCUCCUGAAGAGAGAGCAGGUGGAGGAGCUUGUCCGCGAGGCUGUUCGCAGCCAGGUUGCGUGUCUGAAGGAAUUGCUGCAGUAUGAGGUCCGGACAGCCUUUGAGAUUUUGGACCUGAAACUUCAGAAGAAGAUUUUAAAUCUCAACGCUCCUAUCCCCUUCCCUCCCCCAGUCACUGGCCAACCAGGCCAAGAUGAAUCUCCUAAGUCCCACAAAGCCAGAAAGGGAAAGAGAGCAAAAGCAGAGAAACGGAAGCCCUGGUGA